CAGGAAACCAUCUUUACCGGCAUUCGUUCCAGACUCCGAUUGUUGCAAUUGAGGUUCAGAUUUCACCCCAAACUUGGGAUCUCGAGCUCUGUAUGAGAGUUGAACUAACAGGCUGCCCGUACAUGUCCGGCUGCAACUUAAGACUUGGAAUGGAGAGCGGUCAGAUCACGGACUCACAACUCUCUUCCGAAAAGCCACAACCUACUCCAAUCGAUGGCACAUCAUAUGCGUCACCACGCCUCCACCAAUGGGUCGGACUAAACAGUGGUUGGGUGCUCGGGUCACUAGGGAGGGGUCAAUGGAUACAGAUUGACCUCCUGACCUUGCAUACAGUUACAGGGGUCACAGUUCAGGCCGGUCGCGAUCACCAGUAUCUAUUGUGGAUGGAGGAGUUUCGACUGUUGUACGUCGUGCCACCCCAGGGAACGAGGAAAAACCCUCGACAGCAAUGGCAGAUUUAUAAGAAUAACCACGGUACUGACAUGAUUAUGAGGGCCGAUCACUCUCCAUAUUCAGUUUCGCAUACGUCAUUGACAAGGUCCUUCAUCACAACAAAAAUCCGCAUCGAACCUGUUUCAUGGACCUCAAUAUACCCAGGGCUUAGGGUGGAGGUUACUGGAUGUGAGCUAACGGGGCGUGACAGGUUCUGUAGCGAGGGGUCCAUUCCGUGGAACGGCAUGUGCAUUAGCACAACAGCCAGCGACAACACUGGAGCAUGCGCACUGGUGCACGGACAUGACGCAGAGAGACUCGUCAUCCAAUCAGAUGCUCUUCAGACUUUCAUACAACGUCACUGGGACCUUCUCGUAAUCCCUGACAUAGAUAAGUACGUCAUUGGACUGCAUGGGGACCAAACGCAUGACGUCAAGGCUUACGUUUGGUCAGACGGAACGCCUUUAACUGUUGAUAACCUGGCUGUGGGUGAAGCCGCAAAUGCGUCCAAAUUGGAGCUGCCUAUUUGUGCCUUUCUUGAUAGUAAGGGCAACUUUCAUUGGAUUUUGCGUCAUUGCCCGUCAACGGGACGAUCUAGGAGAGGGUCUUUAUGUCAGUAUGAUCUUGACGAGUGUUCUGGAAACCAUGGAUGCUCUCAUUCAUGUCUGAACUACCCCGGGGGAUAUCGCUGCCUCUGCCCUGAGGGAUCCUUCCUCAAUAAGACUACUCUCAAAGACUGUGUAUCACUCUGCUCAGAAUUAUCAGAAACAACCAAUCUCACCUGGAGUCAGAGUGGACAAUCGUGCUAUGUCAAAGGUCAAGGCAAUGCAUCAUGGGAAGAGGCGGAUUCCUUUUGCAAGUCUUUAGGAGGAGGCAGUCGGCUACCGCUAGAGGGCAGCACAGUCUGGGUUGAUUAUGAUGGAUACCUUGAUUUGGUGUGGGUUGGCCAAACUGAUAUUGGCGUAUCAUCUCUUGACAACACAAGCUUGCAGACACAUCACAGUAAACCAGUUAUGAACUGCACGGCUCUGAGAACGACAAGCUCUGAUGGGCCAGUAAUGAGAGCAUGCGAUGAUACGCUUCCAUUUAUCUGCGUUGAAGAGUUUGAAAUCCUUGAGAUCCAGCCUAGCGAUCGUCCAGGCGCGGAGACCGUCCUACAAACACCCCUUUCUCUCAUACAGAGAUGGUAUAGCCCACCGUAUCUCAACACUAUCGUCUCCAUGACUACCAUUAAGAUUGAAGCACCACAAGAUUUCCUACUUCGAUUUGACGUUCUCCGUCUAUCCUUACGUAAGGAGGGAACCGAUUGCAUCGACUCUCUCAGAAUCUACAACGUCUUAAGGAACUCCUCUGAGGAGCUCCGAGGAACAAUCUGUGAUGAUAUCCAAGAUGUUCAUUUCAUCUCGCAAUCCAAUCGAGUGAACGCUUUGCUGAAUAUCGAAGCCCCAACUGCUGAUAUGCCUGCCAGCCUUGGACUUGAGAUCAUUGUAUCUUUUGUCGAUUGCAAAGUGACCAGAUGUGAUGAAAACUGCACGCCGGACCCGACAGAUUUCAAUCUGCCAUCGGGGUCAUUCGGAACUCUAGGAGUCACGAUCGACUUCUUUGCGAGCUGUAUGUUUGUAAUCACGGCUGAAGAUGGCAAAUUCAUCAACCUUACUUUUACUGAAUUCCAACUGGCGAAUGGUACAAGAGUGGAAAUAUUUUUUGCUCUUCCUGAACAAAUAACAAUGGGACAAGCUCACAAGAAAUACGAGUUCGGCAUGGGUGCGCCCCCAGCGGUGAUCUCAGAUACCAACGUGAUGACAGUGAUGUAUCUGACUGGCCUGGAGAUCAACACUGUGGGGUUCCAGGCAGACUACAAAACAGUCGAUUUGCCUGGAUGCCAAGUUGGCCGUACAACAAGCGCCAUUUUACCGUAUCAAUGCAACUACCCACACGCCUACAUCGUGUCACCCGGCUACUCCUACGCCAAUCCUGUCUUCAACAGUCCACCAUACGGCAGCCCUACGUAUGGCAGUCCAGCUUCGCAAGCCACUUAUGUGAUAACAACCCUGCCCGGAACCUACGUAGAAGUCGAGUUUGACGAUUUCGAUAUCCCGAGUGGUUUGAUGAAGAUGUGUAGAGAAGGAUACCUAACUGCAAGGGAUGGGUUAUCCCCUUCGGACGAUAUAAUAGGUGCUGCACUAUGUAAUGACCAUCGGCCGGAUGGACCGAUCCAGAGCUCCAGGAAUCAGAUGUACAUUGACUUUCAGCUAGAUCCUUUACUCAGAGGAAGGGGGUUCGCAGCGAGAUAUUCCGGGCGUUACUUCCAGCCCAGAUUGGCUGUCAUUCCGACGAGUGAGAACUGCAAGGAUGGUUCAUGGUACCACUUUCAAGAACACUGCUAUCGAUUCUUUGAAAAUGAUGAAAAGAUUCGUUGGUCUGACGCAGAGGGCGGGUGUCAGGGCAAGGACAGCCACCUCGUCAGUAUUAUGAACAUCGAUGAGGCAGAGUUUAUUCACGUGAUGUUGGCAACAAUCUGGCAUAGAACAAAUCUGAGCACGUAUAUAGGGCUUACCGGUAGGACCCCUGAGGGAGUUUUUCGUUGGUCAGACGGGAGUCCAAUGAGUUACACGGACUGGUCCAUUCCAUUUACAGAAGAGCACGAGGAGAGGUUCGAGUACUACCAACCCAAUGGCGGUAUACUUGAAGAGUGCACCAACAUUGAGAUGGAUGACGUAAGAACAACCGCCACGUGGCAUGACGUAGCAUGUGCGUCAUUGGAGGCCAGGCAGUACAUCUGCAAGACGAAUGCAUUAGAUUACGACGUGGAGCCUGAACGCAUGGGAGAUACAAUAAUUUCUGGACCGCUAGACUGCCCUGCUAAUCUUUUUACUUGUGGCAGCGGGGAGUGUGUUCAGAAGGUUUUUCUCUGUGAUGGCUUUCCAAAUUGUUUCGACGAAAGUGAUGAAGACUUCCCGACAUGUCUAGACGAACUUGGUGAAGGGACAUAUUUUACUUGUCAUGACAACAGCAAGAUUCCGGCUUCUUUCUACUGUGACUCUAAAGAUGAUUGUCAAGAUGAUUCGGACGAACUGAAUUGUGUUUACCCAAACUGCACCGAUGGAGAGUUUCGAUGUGAUGACCACCAUUGCAUCGAUGCAUCCAAAUACUGCGACCUAACCCAAGACUGUAGGGACAGAUCUGACAUCACAAAGUGCGACUCGAUCAGCAACAGUUUCCAGUGCUACUCUGAUAUAUGGAUACCAUUGAGCAAGAAGUGUGAUGGUUUUACUGAUUGUCAGGGACUGAAAGCAGAAGAUGAAGUGAAUUGUGACUACAAAGAAGAAGGAAACUGCAUGAAUGGAGAAAUAUAUUGCCUAAACGAAGUCUGUGUUGAUCAAAGCAACAAAUGCAUCUUAGAUUUUGACAAGCACGGCUACAUUAAGGGAUGUCGUGACGUCACUCAUCUAAGAGACUGCGAGUCUUUUGUGUGUCCUGAAUUCACGUUGAAGUGUCCCAACUCCUACUGCAUACCGAUUUCUUUAAGAUGCAAUGGCAAUCUAGAUUGCCCAGAAGGGGAAGAUGAACUAGGGUGUGAGAAUUACACGUGUCCAGGGGCCUACAAAUGCGGCAAAAAACCUUACUGUAUACGUCUGGACAAGGUCUGUGAUGGAAUAAAAGACUGUGGCCGGACGGGGGAUGAUGAACUUUUCUGCGAUGCGCCAUGCCCAGAAAGCUGCAACUGCGCAGGUCUUUCAUAUUCGUGUAGAGGUGAAUGGGCAGAGUCGGAUGGCGGUACGAUUCCAAAUGACGUCAGGCAAUUAUUCCUAAAUUCCAUGCGCCCAACCAACAUGACCCAAUCAACGUCAAGUGGCAGGAACAAAAGAGACAAUGGCCCAUUGUUUGACUCAAUAGAGGAGCUUUUGUUCAUACAAAUCAGUAAUUAUCCUUUGUUAAUGGAACUUAAAUUGGAAGGGAAUGGCAUUGGAGUACUGGAGCGGGGGAUGUUUAGAAAUAACCCAAACAUGUUAAAACUAAACCUUUCAGGCAAUAACAUUGAAACCAUCGAGCCAGGAACAUUUGAAGGACUCUCGUCUCUUCAGAAUCUAUCACUUGCUGACAAUAAAUUGAGAUCAAUUGAAGUUGGGGCAUUUGCAGGUCUUAGCAAUCUACGCUGGUUAGACAUUCGUGAUGUUAGUUCAGUCGCGUCUAAGGAUGUGUUCGAUGACUUGGACAGUCUUGAGACCAUAGUGGCAAGUCAGUUUCUGUUCUGUUGCCUGAGAGAGCAGACUAAAGACCAGCAGAUGAUCAAAUGCAUAGCACCAAGUGAUGAAUUCUCAGACUGUAAAGACCUUAUCCGUAACCCGGCCCUCCGUUUCUUCAUCUGGGUGCUCGGAAUCAGUGCUCUCCUCGGCAACCUUUUCGUCUUCGGGUACCGCAUCGCUACCACGUACCGGGAUAAACGCGACGCCGCCUCGGUGCAGACCUUCCUCAUCACCAACCUCGCGGCCUCGGACUUUCUCAUGGGCGUGUACAUGAUUAUCAUCGCCAGCGCCGAUGCGCAUUUCAGGGACAACUACGCCCUCUUUGCUGAGGGCUGGCGAGGGGGUUUUGUCUGCAAACUUGCUGGGAUACUUUCGGUUCUAUCCAGUGAGGUGUCAGUGUUCGUUGUGAUGCUGCUUAGCAUCGAUAGAUUCCUGAAGAUUGUAUUCCCGUUUCAUUUUGGAGCUCACCUCACGCUGAACGUCACUCGGCCGAUUGUUUUUGCUGUUUGGGUGGUAGGCAUACUGAUGAGUUUACUACCAGCAGUUAUGAAGGUCUACUUUACACAGAAUUACUACGGCAGCUCGGGAGUGUGUCUUGCCCUACCACUGGCCAACCAGCUCCCAGGUGGUUGGGAGUACAUGUACUUCAUUCUCAGCAUCAAUCUAAUCUGCUUCCUCGCCAUGUUAGCCUGCUACAUCGCUAUCUUCAUCGCCGUCAAACAAUCCUCCAAGAAAACCAAAGCCGGGAAAUCAGUCCAGACCAGUCAGACCCUAGCUGAUAUCAAAAUGGCCUCUAAGAUGGCGCUGAUUGUCGGCACGGACUUCCUCUGUUGGAUGCCUAUUAUCCUGAUGGCGAUCGUUAGCCGAAACGUCAACGUGAGCAUACCCCAAGACGCCUACGCAUGGACUGCAGUUUUUGUUCUUCCCUUGAAUUCAUCACUCAAUCCGUACUUGUAUACAUUGUCUAUGUACUGGAGUGUGCGUCGGAUGGAGAACAAUAAGAGACGUCUGGCUGCCCAGUACCAGACUGCUUCAACCCCGGCCAUAACCCCGGCCGUGACACCAGCGUCACGGACGCGCAGUGAUACGCUACAAGUUGAACUUCCAGAUGAUAAUCACCACACUGAUGACAUGGAGUUAAGACCAAUGCUGAAAUCAGUUUUUACAGAGUUGGAGAAACAUCGUAUUUUACCAGUGGUCAAGACUCUUGCCUUUGACGAUUCAUCGGCGAGACACUCUGUACAGCAGCAGCUCAAUUUCCUAGGGGCGACUGGGUUUCCUGACGCCUUUGAUAAUAUGACUGAGGGCGAUUUAGCCAACGUUGAGAGAGACGUGAGAAGUGCAUUGUCAUGGUUACACACAAACAACAUCACUGGAAUUCAUCUGAAAGAGGACAGUCUCUUGUUUGAAAAGGAACCGGCUGGCCGCACGAGGGCGUAUGUUAAGUUACCGCAAAGUAUCCUUGGAACUGAACCUUCAAAAUUAAACUCAACAGACAUUGGUGUGGAGCUGGAUUGGAAAGCGUUUGAGAAUCUCCUGGGACGACUUAGGGAAAGGGUGUAUAGCACCCCCAAUGGCAACAGGAAAGAAAAAAACCAAGACACGGUUGACAUCAGCCUUUGAUUUAUUGAUUUGUUGACUGUAUAUUUUGUCUUCAUUUUUUUUUCUUCUUCUUUUUUUGCAAGUCGCCAUCACACAAGGCCGGAAGGCCAAUUUAAUGCGUGCUCAACAAUCAUUUGUAUCCAGGGGUAGUUGCCAUCACUCCUAUCGUUUAACUUAACUGACACAAAAAUAUAACAUGGUUUGUGGGUGACUAGUUCAUAUUAGCUCCCCGAGGUAUUGGAAGUUGACAAACUAG
Messenger RNA from Asterias rubens (European starfish), 6537 nucleotides. RefSeq lists its product as uncharacterized. Gene Ontology annotation, biological process: G protein-coupled receptor signaling pathway. The transcript has 33 exons. NCBI's taxonomy places the organism in Eukaryota, Metazoa, Echinodermata, Asteroidea, Forcipulatida, Asteriidae. Gene Ontology annotation, molecular function: protein binding; calcium ion binding; G protein-coupled receptor activity. Bases 93 to 6302 code for a protein of 2069 amino acids. The record is from RefSeq and is a predicted model, not a curated record. Gene Ontology annotation, cellular component: membrane.